This is a messenger RNA of Rangifer tarandus platyrhynchus (Svalbard reindeer), 1128 nucleotides long. Lineage: Eukaryota; Metazoa; Chordata; Mammalia; Artiodactyla; Cervidae. The record is from the annotation of a GenBank genome assembly.
AUGCACCUUCAGGGCUGCGAUCCUGCAGUACAGACCUUUCUGGGGCUUCCCAUCACCCUCAGGGGAAAGCCCAGCGCCCGGCCUGCCUUCCAGCCCCGCGCCCACCACACACACCUUCCCCGGGACACAGCCAGGUACGUGCCAGCUGGGGGAAGACACAGGAGCCUCUCCAGGCAGCUGGGAGCUGCCAGUCAGGGCCCACUGGCCACGGGCUUGAGCUGCCCCAGGCGGCAUGUCCUGCUCUCGGACCUUCAGGGACACGAACCCCUCUCGUCCUGGCAGAGAUGCAAGUCCAUGGCUCCCUCACUCCAGCCUCCCCUGUCCGACCACGUUCUGGAGAUGACCCCGCGAGGGACCCCCGGGGCUGGAACCCACGGGGCAGAGAGUGUCAGAGGCGUCAGCGGUGCAGACGGCGCUGGCGGCCCAGCUCCGUUCCCGUGUGACCGCCGACCUGGAGCCAGUCGCCAGACCUCGGCCUCCCCGCUGAUGGAAUGGGCAACGGAGGCGCCGCGAGGGGAGGAGCGCAGGGUCCCCAAGGGUCCCCAAACAGCCGCAAGCCCUCCGCCCACCCCGCCCUCGCCCCUGCCGGCGGGGAGCGGGCUCCUCUUGAGGUAUCUCUACGCGCCCUGGGCGGCGGACCCGGGUUGCAGGAACCGCGUCUCUACCAGCCAAGAAAGCUUUGGGCGGGCGCGCCGCCGAGGGGCCCGCGGCCGGCAGAGGCGGAGGCAGGGGAGCGGUGAGGACCGAGGGGCGGCUUUUAACGAAAAAGUUGAAUCAUCAGCAAAACCAUUAGGACUAAUGCGAUGUGUACAGGCUGCGGGAUCAAUGCCGGGCCUUGAGGGUCGCGCUGGGGGUGGGGAGGGGGCGGCCGGGCCGACCGCCCCUGGACGAAGCGAGGCUCAGCUCCCGCCCAUUUGGGGAAAUGGAUUUUCACGAUUUAAGAAAACUCGGAACCCGAGCGAGCGAGGCCCGGAUGUGCUGACGCUGCGGUUCCCGGAGCUGGAGCCCCGAGAGCGGCUCCGGGAAGGGGGGCAGCGAGAGGCCGAGAAGCGGAAAGAGGCAGGGGGCGCGGGGGGCGGGGAAUCAAAGCUGCGCGCGGUGACCUUAGGCAGAACCAACCGGCAGUGA